UAACACCCCGAGGACACCUGCUCGCGGCCCUGCAGCCCAGGACAGAACAGGGCGACUUGCCAGAGGUGCUCCCGUUUCCAGCACCUGGAGUGCUAGGGAAGGGAGAGCGCGACGGGCAAGGAGCGGCGGACGGAGGCGCCACCGAGCCCUGGGGCACAGAGGUGGUGCAGCCAGUACGAGGGCGCUCAGCUCCAAGGCCAGGCCUGGGGCUACAGGGAGGCCUGAGCCCGUGUAACGCCGCCAUAGACGACUUUCUCUGAGGCCUGACUUUUUCCACGGCUCCCUUGGCUGUAGAGGGGGUUAUGAAAACUACGCCAAGAAGGGGAGGGUUUCCCGGUCUCUCACUGGCCUUAACUUUCCCCACAGGUUCUCUGGGUUGUGGUGGUCCGGGACUCUCAAGUGGCAUUCUCCCAGCCCUCAGUUCUGAAGACCGUGGGUGAACCCCAAGCCCGGGGUCCUGUGUCCAUGUUAGCAUGUAUAUAGAGUUGUUCCAAUCUCUGGCAGCCAGCAUGAACAGGUGUGGAAGAUUGUUCCAGAAAGGUACAAGAUGUGCAAAUGUUUAGGUGUAAUACGGAGGUGGGAACGAUUGUGAAGCCACAAGUCUCCUUGCUUUCUGGUGGGUGCAAAGAAAAGGAGGAUAGGCGUCAUCACUGCAGUGGCUGCUUGAGAAGUGUGUGUUUUCAGGAGGUAAUCAGAAAAAAGGUGAUUUACCAAGGUCCUCACAGGCUUCAUCUGUGUACACAGUGGGGCACAAACUGUGGGAUUGACGGAGGAGGAAGGAAAGUCCGGGUGGACUAGUCCAGAUGAGGGUUACUAGCCCAGGAUCGUGGUCAAGGAGAUGUGUGGUUAGAUUCUGGAUGCAUGGUUUCAAAAGGGACAACUAAAUUAUGUAAUGUAGGUGGCCAGGGAGUGAAACAGGAUUCAGAGAAGACCCCAGGGUUGUUGGUAUUAGCAGCUGAAGGGAAAGACGUUUCAUCAACUAAGAUGAUGAACACAUUGGCAAUAGGAGUAAUAUUCACUAGGGAUAUCAGGUUUAUUUGGGCCAUGCUAAGAGUCAGAUCUUUCAGACCCUACUAAAUGGAGGUGUUAAGUGGGCAGAUGAACACACAGGUCUUGAAAUCGAGGGAGUGGUUCAAGAUGUGGCUGUUGUGUGCCCCAAGUUGAGUGAGCUGUGGGUCACAGUUAGGUUGAGCCAGUCCCAGGCUUUGGUUGUAAAACUGUUAGUGGGCCAAGACAGGGAGGAUGAUGAUGGAGUAAGUGGUCAUGAAGGCAGGGUAUGUAAAAGACAGUGUAGUUUGGCAGGGGCCAGGGCUCCCAAGUGAAGAAUGGAUAUGAGAUGAACGCAAAUGCAUAGGACACUCAGGCUAGAAAUCAUGCUUAUUUGCUACUUUGCGGGUAUCCAGAAUUUUGUGAUAACUUGAUGGGGCCUGGGUGUUUCAUUCAGGCUUGAAGAUUAAGUUAGUGUCAUAUGGUCAUUUGUGAGAGUCAUUGUGUAUGAGAUGGGCAACCAGUGAGGCUGGAAUUUAAAUGAGCUUUACGUGGAUAUAUGACUGCCAAGGGGAUGGUAAGUGCAGCACAGAAGUGGAAUAGGACCCUGGUUAUCUGUGAUUCACCUGUGGUUCUCUGUGACUAAAUCUGAGGCAAGGAACCUGGCAGGGAGGCCUUCAAAGAAGUUUUUGAGGCUGUUUCCAGUAGUGCAAGCCAUGGGAAGUCUGGGAUAUCGGAUCCUCUUUAAAUCCACACUCUGGAAGCUGGUUGUGGUGUAAGGCCAGAAAUUAAGGCCCAGUGUGAUAUGUCACCUUGACGUCUGAUGAAAACACUACAGCCUCAGAUGGCCUGAGAGCAAAUUCCCUGUCCCACUUUGCUCCCAAGAAUAAGCUCUCUCAGCCAAAUGAACCUUUUUUAUUCAGGGAACCAGAAUAGUUCCUGCUUAUUACUUUGUAGCAGGUUUCAGUACCCUACCAAUUUUUUGAGUAAUUCAAACAAGCUAGUCCCCUCCUCUGGGGACCAGGGUAGCUUCUCCAUCUUGAUGCAACAAAGCUUACAUUCCACAGCACCUGGUUGUUCACUCUUUUCUGGAGUACUACUUCUAUAUGGCCCUGUGUGGAGUGUGGUAUUCUUUCACAAGUUAUGAGUAUUUGUCUUUAAUUAAUAAACUGUUGAUCUCAUUUGUCUAGUGUCAAGUGUCUCGUGUUUGGCCGUUGGUUAUCCACUGUAACCAUUAGGUUAUCCACUCUUUCAUCCAGGUAGCAUGUGUGGAGGCCAGGCUUUAGCCUGUAGUAUGGGACAGUGAGGUAGUGGUGAUCGUGGUCAUGUGGCUGUGGGAUCUGGAGACCUGAGGUAUGUGCAGUGUAACGAAUGACAUGCACUUGGAGAGGGAGUAUGCCUGAUGGCCCCACAGCCCCGGUUGAGACCUACAUAAUCUUGGUCAUACCAGAGGAAUGCUUGUCAGGGAGGGGUAGUUGCCCUUAUGCCAUGCCCACAGCUUAGAUACAUGUAUUUUUUUGCCUGCCUCUUGUUACUGGUGGCUGCAACCAGUGACCAAGAGGCCAAUAAGGAGAAAACAGCACCAGUGGACUGCUUUCUCCACUGAGUUGGGGAGCUUCAAAAGAAGAUGAGCAUUGGGUAAAUGUGUGAGGGGAUGAAUUAUGGAUCCUGAGAGAAGGAACCAUUUGUGGUUUCAUCUGUCCCCAUCCUGGCAGGGUAUUGUGACCUUUGAGGACGUUGCUGUGUACUUCUCCUGGAAGGAAUGGAGUCUCCUUGAUGAGGCUCAGAAAUGCCUGUACCACGAUGUGAUGCUGGAGAACUUGACACUUACAACCUCCCUGGGUGGUUGUGGAACAGAGGAUGAGGAGGCACCUUAUCAGCAGAGCACUUCUCCACAGCAGGUGUCACAGGUUAGGAUUCCUAAGGCCCUUCCUUCUCCCCAGAAGACCAACUCCUGUGAGAUAUGUGGCCCAGUCUUGAGAGAGAUUUUGCACUUGGUUGAGUACCAGGGAACACCCCAUGGUCAGAAACUGUACACAGAUGGGACAUGCAGGAAACAAUUACAAUUUACUGCAUACCUUCAUCAGCACCAGAAGGAGCAUGUUGGACAGAAACACUUCAGAAGCAAUGUGGGCAGAGAGAUGUUUUUGAACAGCUGCACAUUUCAAGUAUCUGGGAAGCCAUUCACUUGCAAGGAAGUUGGGAAGGAUUUCCUGGCGAGAUCAAGAUUUCUCCAGCAACAGGCUACUCACACCAGAAAGAAGUCAAACAGAACCAACAGUGCAGUGGCUUUUCACAGUGUGAAAAAUCAUAACAACUGGGGAGAACGUAUGAAAGCUUUCAGCUACAAACACGUACUUAUUCAGCACCAGGGAGACCUCAGUAGGGAAAGAUGUUACAUGUGCAGUGAAUGUGGGAAAUCUUUUAGCACAAGCUGUAGCCUCAGUGAUCAUUUGAGAGUUCACACAGAAAACCCUUAUACAUGUGAGGAAUGUGGGAAAUCCUAUAGGCAAAGCUCUAGCCUUAUUACACACCGAAGAGUUCACACUGGAGUAAGACCUCAUCAAUGUGAUGAAUGUGGAAAAUUAUUUAGAAGGAAGUAUGACCUUAUUAUACAUCAGAGAGUUCAUACUGGAGAAAGGCCUUACAAGUGCAGUGAAUGUGGGAAAUCCUUUAGCCAUAGCUCUAGCCUCAUUACACACCAGAGAAUUCAUACUGGAAUGAGGCCUUAUGAGUGCAGUGAGUGUGGGAAAUCCUUUAUCCAUAGUUCUAGCCUUAUUACUCACCAGAGAGUUCACACUGGUACAAGGCCUUAUAUGUGCAGCGAAUGUGGGAAAUCCUUUAGCCAAAGCUGUCAUCUCAUUAAACACCGGAGACUUCACAUUGGAGAAGGGCCUUAUGAGUGUAGUGAAUGUGGGAAAUUGUUUACUUACAGAUCUCGUUUCUUCCAACACCAGAGAGUUCAUGCUGGUGUAAGAGCUCAUGAAUGUCAUGAAUGUGGAAAAUUAUUUAGCAGGAAAUUUGACCUCAUUGUUCAUCAGAGAGUUCACACAGGCGAAAGGCCAUAUGAGUGCAGUGAAUGUGGAAAAUCCUUUACCUGUAAAUCCUAUCUCAUUGCACAUUGGAAAGUUCAUACUGGGUCAAGGCCUUAUGAAUGUGGGGAAUGUGGGAAAUCAUUUACCCAUAGCUCUACACUCCUUCAACACCAGAGAGUUCACACUGGAGAAAGGCCUUAUGAGUGCAAGGAAUGUGGGAAAUUUUUUAGCCAGAGCUCCAGCCUCAUUAGACAUAGGAGAAAUCACACCGGAGAAAAGCCUUAUGAGUGCAGUGAGUGUCAGAAAUCCUUUAGUAACCGCUCUAGCCUUGUUAAACACCAAAGAAUUCACACUGGAGAAAGGCCUUAUGAAUGCAGUGAAUGUGGAAAAUCCUUUAGCCAGAGCUCUAACCUCAGUAAUCACCAGCGAGUUCACAGUGGGGAAAGGCCUUAUGAGUGUAGUGACUGUGGAAAAUCUUUUACCUUCAACUCCAAUCUCCUAAAACACCAGAAUGUUCACAAGGGAUAAAGGUUAGGUAACACACAGAGGGCUAUUAGGGACAGAGAAGCGUCCCUGCAAAAUUCGUAGAGAAAGAUUAAAUAAAUGUAUGAAUUUUCAAUAACCAUGCUUUAGUAUAUGUUCUCUGAAUUUUGUUUUAUACAAAUACAUUUAUAUGUGUACUUUGUCUCUCUUAUAUGCACACAUAAAAAUAAAUGGUUUCUUU
Sapajus apella (tufted capuchin) is the source of this 4746-nucleotide messenger RNA. RefSeq names its product zinc finger protein 256 (gene ZNF256). The record is from RefSeq and is a predicted model, not a curated record. Gene Ontology annotation, molecular function: RNA polymerase II cis-regulatory region sequence-specific DNA binding; DNA-binding transcription repressor activity, RNA polymerase II-specific. Bases 2649 to 4550 code for a protein of 633 amino acids. The transcript is spliced from 2 exons. NCBI's taxonomy places the organism in Eukaryota, Metazoa, Chordata, Mammalia, Primates, Cebidae. Gene Ontology annotation, biological process: regulation of cytokine production; negative regulation of transcription by RNA polymerase II; regulation of immune system process.